AAAGACACCGAAGGGAGAGGGGGGGACGACCCACCUAAAGAGAAACGGAGGGGGUGAGAACAAGGCAGAGGGGGAGAGAGAGCGAGGGAGGGAGAGACUGACAAUGCAAAGGGGUGUUAACUCAUCUAGGGCAGCCAGUGCACUCGGAGGCGCGAGGGAGAAGUUGUGGGAAAGUAAAUAGUGCGCGAGGCAGGAGGAUUCCACUCGGGCUCGUGCCACUUGCUGCCCUCGCGCGGGAGAGAGAGAGAGAGACCAGGGAUGGGUCUGAGAGACACGGCCGCGUGACUCACACCGGGAGGUUUAUAUGGUGAACGCGCCGGGAUACGGAGACCCGAGAGCUGGAAUAGUGGCCGAACCUGAAGGAAUUACCCGCAAAGCACAAGGAGGGAUGAUGUCCACCGUGGCGCCCCGGCCACCCCAGAAGGAGGACGAGGAGGAAGAGGAGGACGAAGAGCAAGGAGAGCCGUUUGAGUUUGACGACAGUGCCGACGAGAGUGUUCCUGAAGACGCCGUCGUAAAGCCCCCCCCCUCAACAGCUGAGACCGCCGACUUGACGACCGAAAAGGUCAAGUGUGAAACGCAGUCAGAGGCCCCAACCGAGGGCAGCGCUGAUCCUCACUCCCAGCAGCCCGUGUACACGGCUCCGAUGUCUCCCCCUGCUGGCCAGGAGGGGAACUCCUCCUCGGACGCCCCCCCAACCACCAGCACAGCAGAUCAGCCUCUGGGAGACUCCAGUCGGGCCUCCAUCAACCCCACCACCUCCUCCUCCUCCUCCUCCUCCUCCGCAGCAGCAGCAGCGGACCAACCGAGUGCCGUGACUCCUCCUCCUCCCGCCGAGGAAGAGGAGUCCUGCACCUCCCCCGAGGAGGGGAGCCUCGCCCCGGAGGAGCCCUGCGAAGGAGACGCCGCGGUCAAGGACGACUGCAGGCUGAGGGACGACUCUGAAGUGCCCCACAGUGACAGUCUUGAGGUGAUCUAUGAUGACGUCCCCACUGAAUACCACCCACUAUCUCCUGAUGAAGAGGAUGUGAUCUAUGAAGACGUUCAGAGAGGUGGUCCAGUCAGUGCUGAUAACGGCUGGAGCUCCAGUGAGUUUGAGGACUACGACGACCAGUCUGACAAUGAAGCCAAAGUCCCCACACGCACCAAGCUGUCCCCUGAGGUGCGUGGGCUGAGAGAGCGCUGUGCCAGGACCAAACGUGAGCUAGCGUCGCGUCUCGGCGCCAACUAUGACACCAAGGUAUCGUCCGUCCGCCCCGGGACCCACCUCACCCCCCUGCAGAGCUUCGUUAGAUAUUUAUUCACCUUCUUACGCUCCAUGUAAAACGUCCCAGUACGAGUGAAGAGCACACUCUGUGACGGGGCGAAGGAGCUCUCUGAACCCUCUGAGUGAACCGCCUGAGUGUGCGCUGUGAAUGUGCACAGAACACGAUGUGUGCCGCUGGUUAAAGAUGUACUGCAUGUACUGCACGGUGUGACCGGCCUCCACUCCGACUGUGGCUGACCGCUCCCUGCAGCCCUCUCACCUGCUCUGGGUGCUCUAGUAAUGAUCCAGAUGACUCUGUUCUCUCUCUGUUUCUGUGUCCAUCUCUGUGUCUCUAUCUCUCACUCUGUCUCUUCUCUGUCUGUCUGUCUGUCUCUCUCUCUGUCUGUCUCUCUCUGUGUCUCUGUCUGUCUGUCUCUCUCUCUCUCUGUCUGUCUGUCUGUCUGUCUGUCUGUCUGUCUGUCUGUCUGUCUGUCUGUCUGUCUGUCUGUCUGUCUGUCUGUCUGUCUGUCUGUCUGUCUGUCUGUCUGUCUGUCUGUCUGUCUGUCUGUCUGUCUGUCUGUCUCUCUCUGUCUGUCUGUCU
Gadus macrocephalus (Pacific cod) is the source of this 1847-nucleotide messenger RNA. RefSeq names its product cell surface glycoprotein 1-like. NCBI's taxonomy places the organism in Eukaryota, Metazoa, Chordata, Actinopteri, Gadiformes, Gadidae. Bases 305 to 1324 code for a protein of 339 amino acids. The transcript is spliced from 7 exons. The record is from RefSeq and is a predicted model, not a curated record.